Punica granatum (pomegranate) is the source of this 1772-nucleotide messenger RNA. The record is from RefSeq and is a predicted model, not a curated record. Lineage: Eukaryota; Viridiplantae; Streptophyta; Magnoliopsida; Myrtales; Lythraceae.
UGAGGAAGAUGAAGCCAACCAGCUCCUCCCCUCAUCGCCAGCUUCCUCUUCCCCAAGGCGGGACCCGGACCUCGACCCUGAGCCUGCAUUCGAGUCCCGGGAGAAGAUUUUGAUCUUCGACAUGGAGUCCGUCGGGCCCAUUGACCCCGACGUCGCCCCGCCCUUCUCGUGGAAGAAGCUGUGGCUGUUCACUGGCCCCGGUUUCCUCAUGAGCAUCGCGUUCCUCGACCCGGGGAACCUGGAAGGGGACCUGCAGGCGGGCGCCAUCGCGGGCUACUCGCUGCUGUGGCUCCUUAUGUGGGCUACCCUCAUGGGGCUGCUGCUGCAGAUGCUUUCGGCGAGGCUCGGGGUCGUGACGGGCCACCACCUUGCCGAGCUGUGCAGGGAGGAGUAUCCCAACUGGGCCCGCCUCGUGCUGUGGGCAAUGGCGGAGGUGACCCUCAUUGCCGCCGACAUACAGGAGGUGAUCGGGAGCGCAAUCGGCAUCUGGGUCCUCAGCCAUGGGGCGGUCCCGCUCUGGGCCGGGGUGGUGAUCACCGCUUCUGAUUGUUUCAUGUUUUUAUUCCUAGAGAACUAUGGAGUGAGAAAGUUGGAAGCCGUGUUCGCAGUCCUCAUCUCUACCAUGGCAUUAACCUUUGCUGGUAUGUUCGCGGACACAAAGCCCAGUGGAACAGAGCUGCUAACGGGUACUUCUCAUCCUCGACUGAGCUCAAAGACGAUUCGUCAAGCCGUGGGAGUUGUGGGCUGCGUCAUAACCCCACACAAUGUGUUCCUCCACUCGGCUCUUGUACAGUCCCGAGAGGUCGAUCACCAGAGCAGCCGUAUCCAGGAGGCCUUGAACUACUACAGCAUUGAGUCUUCCAUUGCCCUUGUGGUCAUGUUCACCAUCAAUCUCCUUGUCACAUCAGUCUUUGAAGGCUUCUAUGGUUCCGAGGAGGCCCAGAGCAUUGGCCUGGCGAAUGCAGGACAUUACCUUCAGAAGAAGUAUGGGGGAGGAUUCUUUCCAAUACUCUAUAUCUGGGUCGGAUUAUUAGCUGCAGGUCAGAGUAGUACGAUCACGGGCACAUAUGCAGGACAGUUUAUAAUGGGAGGGUUUCUCAAUCUCCGUAUCAAGAAGUGGCUCAGGUCGACCAUUUCAAGGAGUCUAGCAAUCGUGCCAACUAUAAUCGUUGCAGUCGUUUUCAAUACUUCUGAGGCUUCGCUGGAUAUAUUGAAUGAGUGGCUUAAUGUGCUUCAGUGUAUACAGAUCCCGUUUGCCCUCAUACCUCUUCUUACCAUGGUAUCCAAGGAACAGCUUAUGGCCUUCACGAUUGGUCCUCUUCUUCAGAGGGUGGCAUGGACUGUAGCUGCAAUACUGAUCAUGAUCAACGGAUAUCUACUGCUUGAUUUCUUCAUCUCCGAAGUGAAGGGGCUGCUUGUGGGUUUCGUGUGCGCGUUCACAACUGCCUAUGUGGCGUUCAUCGUCUAUCUGCUCCAAUACGGCAGUGUCCUCUCUUCCAAAUGGAUAAAUUCGGUAUCAUCCAAGUUCUCUCGCUCUCGAUCCUGAGUUCCAAUGCAGGAGAGGAAAACAGAUCAUCUAGACCCUCUGGUUUCUCCAGGUUACUAGCUGCUGUCGGGUAACCAGUGGCUUGGUGCUUUAUGUACAUAGGAGGCACUAGGAAGAAGAGUCGAGAUUAGCGAAUAGUUUGUAUACAUUUUCAUCGGAACUGCUUGCGAGAAGCGAAAUUCAAUUAUGAAGUUAUCCAAUCAAUGAUAGUAGCAACGUUCAUCGU